Molecule: messenger RNA, 3152 nt
Organism: Cyprinus carpio (common carp)
Lineage: Eukaryota; Metazoa; Chordata; Actinopteri; Cypriniformes; Cyprinidae
Product: NACHT, LRR and PYD domains-containing protein 3-like
Exons: 10
Molecular function (GO): protein binding
Source: RefSeq, a predicted model, not a curated record
CUUGUCAGGUGACUCAUGAAAGUGAAACUAUUACAGCAGUAUGUUUUGUCGUAUGAGGAAGUAAACUACAUUAAGAGAGAAAAACACAAGGAAACCAUGGCCUCCAGAAUGAAUCUCUCUGAAGAACAUGACACACAGAUAAAGACAGUCAAGAGUCAGAUUCAGGGGCGUGAAUCAGAUUUAUCUGAACACAUGGAUGUGUCUGUGAGGAAAAACCCAGCGAUGGAUCUUUCAGAUCUCUGCAGAGAGGAAGACUCUUCUGUUGAGUCCAGUCUGUGUCAGAAUGAAUCUCCUGAACCCAGCUGUGUGUCCAUGAAGAGUGAUGCGUCAAUGACUCGUCCAAUUCAAUUCAGUUUGGGAGACACAUCUGCUGAUCUGAGUCAAAAACAUAAAGGACCGGAAUCAUAUACAGCAAAGAAGAACUUAGACUCCAUUUUUAAGGAGAUUGAGCACAAAAUCAUCUCUGAGUUAAAAAGCUUUAAGAGACUACUGAGUCCAGAUUACCCAGAAUCCUCUGAAAGAGACCGUUAUGAUGAUGAGGGUCAUAGCAGAGUCAGAGAGGGGCUUCUGAAGAUCACACUGCUCAUCCUGAGGAAGAUGAACCAGACAGACCUCGCUAACACACUACAGACCAAACUGAUGCCUGUGUCUCAACAAAAACUCAGAUCCAGACUACAGGAUAAAUAUCAGAGAAUCAGUGAAGGACUGUCCAAUCAUGGAGACUCAACACGUCUGAAUGAGAUCUACACAGAGCUCUACAUCACAGAGGGAGGCAGUGGAGAGGUCAAUAAUGAACAUGAGGUGAGACAGAUUGAGACAGUGUCCAGGAGACCAGAGACACAGGAGACACCAAUCAACUGCAAUGACAUAUUUAAACCUCCCGGACAAGACAAACCCAUCAGAACUGUGCUGACUAAAGGAGUCGCUGGAAUUGGAAAAACAGUCUCUGUGCAGAAGUUCAUUCUGGACUGGACUGAAGGAAAAGCCAAUCAGGACGUUCACUUCAUAUUUCCACUUCCCUUCAGGGAGCUGAACUUGAUACAGAAACAUCUCAGUCUUGUGGAUCUUCUAAACCACCUUCACACAGAAACCAAAGAAUUAAAGUCAGCAGAUUAUGAGAACUACAAAGUCAUGUUCAUAUUUGAUGGUCUGGAUGAGUGUCGACUGCGUCUAGAUUUCCAAAACAAUCGGAGCUUGUCUGAUGUGACAGAACCAGCUUCAGUGGAUGUGCUGCUGACCAACCUCAUCAAGGGGAACCUACUUCCUUCUGCUCUCCUCUGGAUCACCUCUCGACCAGCAGCAGCCAAUCAGAUCCCUCCUGAGUGUGUCCACCAGGUCACAGAGGUACGAGGAUUCAACGACCCUCAGAAGGAGGAAUAUUUCAGGAAGAGAAUAAAUGAUCCGAGUCUGGCUGAUAGAAUCGUCACACACAUCCGAUCAUCAAGAAGUCUGUUCAUCAUGUGUCACAUCCCAGUCUUCUGCUGGAUUUCAGCCGCUGUUCUGGAGAGGAUGAUGGGUAAAGCAGAGAGUGCAGAGAUCCCCAAGACUCUCACACAGAUGUUCACACACUUUCUGAUCUUUCAGACCAAACUGAAGACACAGAAGUAUGAUGGGAAAUAUGAAAUCAAUCCUGAUCAGGCUAGAAAGACUAUUCUGUCUCUAGGAAAACUGGCUUUUGUACAGCUGGAAAAAGGGAACCUGAUCUUCUAUGAGAAGGACCUGAAAGAGAGCGGCAUUGAUGUCAGAGAAGUGUCAGUGUACUCAGGAGUUUGUACCCAGAUCUUCAGAGAGGAGUUUGGACUGCAGCUGGGGAAGGUGUUCAGCUUUGUUCAUCUGAGUGUUCAGGAGUUUCUUGCUGCUUUAUUCAAGCUGCUGUCCUUUUCUAAACAAAACACAGGACUGAAGAAUGUGUUCAGGUCCCCAAUGAGCAGUUUACUGAAGAGAGAAGUGGACAAGGCCUUACAGAGUGAGAACGGACGCUGGGAUCUUUUCCUCCGGUUCCUUCUAGGUCUCUCACUAGAGUCUAAUCAGACUCUCUUACAAGGCCUCCUGAGAAAGACAGUAAGCAGCUCUGAUAUCAGUCAGGAAACAGCUGCAUACAUCAAACAGAAGAUCAGGGAAAAUCGCUCUCCAGAGAAAUCCAUCAAUCUGUUCCACUGUCUGAAUGAACUGAAUGAUCGUUCACUAGAGCAGGAAGUACAAACAUACCUGAGCGGAAGAGAUUACAAUCGUCUCUCUGGAGUCUCUCUGUCUGCUGCUCAGUGGUCGGCUCUGGUGUUUGUGCUGUUGAACUCACAACAAGAUCUGGAUGAGUUUAUACUGAGGAAAUAUCAUUGAUCAGAAGAAUGUCUUCUGAGGCUGCUGCCAGUGAUCAAAGCAUCUAGAAAGAUUGAGCUGAGUUACUGCAGUAUUGGAGAGGAAGGCUGUGCUGCACUGAUUUCAGCUCUGAGAUCAAACCCCUCACACCUGACAGAACUGGAUCUGAGCUAUAAUACACCAGGAGACUCAGGAGUGAAGCUGCUCUCUGCUCUACUGGAGGAUCCAAACUGUAAAAUGGAGAAACUAUGGCUGAUUAAGUGCAGUAUUGGAGAGGAAGGCUGUGCUGCUCUGAUUUCAGCUCUGAGAUCAAACUCCUCUCACCUGACAGAACUGAAUCUGAGACUUAAUACACCAGGAGACUCAGGAGUGAAGCUGCGCUCUGCUCUACUGAAGGAUCCACACUGUAAACUGAAGAAACUACAUAUUUGACAGUGGAAACUCCACAAGCUCCAAACAACUGAAUCAAAACAACACGUCCUGAACAAGACUGAAUUUGUCACCUGGACAAAUGCUGAUAUUGUAGUGAAUUUGCUUUCAUCACCUUAGGGAGGUGAAAUAGUGCAGUGAUGGGUACAUGUCACUGCUGACAUUAUGAGUUUUAGAUCAUGUGUCACUUAAGGUGUGGUUAUGAGUACAUCACAUAAGAAAGAUUGGUGGGAAACCUAACUUAUCGAGCCUCUUUCUGUAUCAUUAACACAAGGAAGACACAAGUGUAAUAAAAUUAGUUGUAUUAAGAAUAGAUAAACAAAUGUAAUCAACAACUACUGAAUAAAAAAACAUGAAUGAAAAAGCAAAAGUAAUAAAGUAAUAAAGUGCAUAAGUUGCAUAAAAUG